Molecule: messenger RNA, 2186 nt
Organism: Raphanus sativus (radish)
Lineage: Eukaryota; Viridiplantae; Streptophyta; Magnoliopsida; Brassicales; Brassicaceae
Product: telomere repeat-binding protein 4
Exons: 9
Coding region: 233-1966 (577 amino acids)
Molecular function (GO): protein binding
Source: RefSeq, a predicted model, not a curated record
AGCAUUUUGUUUGGGUUGUGGUUUCUUUUCAAAGGGUUUUGUGUCUUCUUCCUUAUUUCUUUUCUAGAACAGAGACAGAGAGAGAUGGCUAAAUCUUCAUUCUAAAAUCUUCUCAGUCUUUUUAAAUUUUCUUCGCAUUGUAUAGCGAUUGUUGAGAACCAGAUUUUACUGGGCAAUUUAGAGAUUAUAAUAGAUUGCGUGAUCUGUAAUCAACUGGCUGAUUAGGCUCAUAAUGGUGGUGAAGAGGAGGUUUAAUUGUGGCUUUGAUUUCUCCAGUAUUCCCAAGGCUCCUCGUUCCACCAGGAGGAAGGUAUCAAGCACUAAGAACGAUGACAUUGGGAUCCCUGCAAUUGAUUUGCUCGCUUCUCUGGCUGGGAAGUUGCUAGAAGAAAGCGAAAGUUCCUCCUCUACCUCUACCUCUACCAAUGCAUUUAUAGGGGGGAGCAUCAAGCAAGAACAUGUUGAAGAUAUCAUCAAGCCUUGUGAAUCCGAGCUUGCGUCAAAGUCCCCUCCUAGUGAUAUUACUAGCGAGACUUGUCUGGAAAAUGAUUGUAAGAGAGCUCUUGUUUCGAAGCCCCUUGUAGGGUGUGGAGGAAACAAGAAAGAGGAUUGUGCAGUUAGCUUAAUCUCUGGCCUGAAGGAUCCAAGUCAGUUACAUUUGCAGUUUCCCCAACCACUACUCCACCUGGAUGGCGAUGUAAAAACGCCACCAGGCACGGAUGGUAUUGGUGUCUCCAAUGGUUCUUUGGAAGGGUAUAGGAAUCAAUCUAAGUUAGUUUGCAGAGAUAAUGACGAAAACUAUUGUAAGUACUAUAGAUUUAGUGACAGAUGUAGGCCUUAUAGGCCUUUGACACGUGUUAGACAUCGAAUAAUGAAAAAGUGUUUUGGAGACACUAGAACAGAUGGCUGUGUAAAGUCUCUGUACCGAAAGAGAAAGUCGUGGCAUGGUUAUAACCCAUGGAAGCAUGAGACGGUUCUUAGGAAGAGAAGAUUGUCUGACAAAGGGUUGGUCGUAAACUCUGAUGGAGGACUCAGUAGCGAGAGUGUUACCACUUCACCUCACAAGGGAGAAUCAGUAAAGUUCAGCAUCAAGUCCUUUAGGAUUCCAGAGCUUUUUAUUGAAGUUCCAGAAACAGCAACAGUAGGCUCACUGAAGAGGACGGUGAUGGAGGCUGUUACAGCUUUACUCGGUGAUGGAAUACGUAUAGGGGUGUUAGUCCAAGGAAAGAAGGUUAGAGAUGACAGUAACACUCUAUCACAGACUGGUCUUUCAUGUAGAGAAAAUCUAUGCAACCUUGGCUUCACCUUGGAGCCUGAUCUCGAAAACCUACCUGUACCUCUUUGCUCUGAAACUCCUGCCAUCUCUACGCCAACUGAUUCUACAAAUUUGUCAGAAAGGUCCGCAGCUUCUCCCGCGUUAGAUUCUAGAGUUCCUUUCCAUCUUCAAGAAGCAGAUCAUGUGAUUAGCUCUGGAAAAUGUGUGGAGAAUAACCAGGAACUAGUUCCAUAUCAGAGUGACGUGUCAGCUGAUGAAGAACAACCUUCAUCAGAUCUAAAAGCGCUGGUUCCAGUUUCAGCCUUGGAAGCUGCGGCUCUUGCAAUUGUCCCACUUAACGAGAAACCUAAACGUGCAGAGGUUUCACAGCGCAGAACCAGGAGACCAUUCUCUGUUACAGAGGUAGAAGCUUUAGUACAAGCUGUAGAGGAACUUGGUACUGGAAGGUGGCGUGAUGUGAAAUUACGUUCUUUCGAUAAGGCAAGUCAUCGAACCUACGUGGACUUGAAGGACAAAUGGAAAACUUUGGUUCACACGGCAAGUAUAUCACCGCAGCAACGGAGAGGGGAACCAGUGCCUCAAGAACUGCUAGACAGAGUCUUGGCAGCACAUAGGUGUUGGUCACAGCACCAACUGAAACAGAACGGGAAACAUCAAGCGGCUGCAAUAAUGGUGGGUCCGUCCAUGUAAAGAAGGUAAUGACAGUAACACUUUCACUUGAAGACUAUAAGGAAGCAACGUGGGCAAAACUGUACAAAGGCAAAAACAACAGAAGCAUACUUUUUUAUUUUUCAUUUCCUUUCCAACUUUGAGAUUUUUUAUCAUCGCUGGCAGAACACAAGAUGUAACUUGGUUACUUUUAUGUUACAUUUGUUCAUAUUUCAGUUUCUAAUUGAUUUGGUUCUGUAAA